This is a messenger RNA of Clonostachys solani, 2259 nucleotides long. The record is from the annotation of a GenBank genome assembly. Lineage: Eukaryota; Fungi; Ascomycota; Sordariomycetes; Hypocreales; Bionectriaceae.
AUGAGAAUAGCCACAGCCACACGAGUCUUAGCAGUCCUUGUGGGGCUGCAGCCAUCGGACCUCUUUCUCGAGCCUCAUCCCCCGUUCUCUGUUGACACCAACCUGUUUGGCCUGCCGGAUAGCCAGCUGCUCCCUGAUCCAUACACGUUCGAGUUUGGAUCUCAGAUCUUCCCGGAAGACCCCGCAGGCGCUGCAACCACCUCUAGUAUUAACCCCGUUAGCGCAGCUGCUGAGCAGCCUCCACCAGCGGGUGGGAGUCUCUUCCCCACCGGCGUCCCGCAAACCUUCCAGCAACCGCUUCUCUCCCAGGACGAGACCCUGGGCAGAUCGUCCCAAGGCACAGGUCUGGGAAUAGCUCCGGCUAUUGAUCCGACCCCGACGGACUCGUUGCGUAGUUGGCCCCAACCCCCAUUGCUUCCCCGAUCAACCAUUGUUGACUGGCCUGUGCCGCUUGCUCUCAGGUCUGACAAACCGCAGGCGCCCCCCAUGCCCAAGAAUGCAGCUUCGGCUGAUCGCCGCCAGGACAAGGCAGGUCCAUCUACAGAAACAGCCUCCGCAGCGCCGACGAAAUCGUCGCGGGGCCCUCCCAAGGCGACCCGGAAGCGGGCGAGAGUGGAGGAUGCUGACGAGGCAGAGACUGCCGAGGCCGGCGAGCAGUCUCCAGACCCAGCCAGAGAUGCUGAGCAAUCGAGCCAGAGAAAGAAGGCCCGUGGCCGGCCCCGUAAACGGCGACGCCAGCAAAUCCGCGAGGCGCAACGGGCCUACCGCGCGCGCAAGGACUCGGCGAUUACGGAUCUGGAGGAUAAGCUCCUCAAGGCCCACGAGAAGAUGAACAACAUGGCCAACGAGUUUUCAAAGUUCAUCGAUUUCGCAAACACCAAGGGCGCGCUGUCCAACAACAACGUCGAGGUCACACGGCGCUUACAGGAUAUCAGCAGCAAAUUCAAAACAAUAGCUUCCGAGAGCGCCAGCGCAGGCGUUGGCGCCGGCCACCCGCAAGCUGCAGAUCCGUCCGGUUCAAGUGUCGUGAGCCAUGGCACCGACGGCAACGGUCACAGACGCCUUCUGCCCCUGCUCAAGCCAAGUGACUCGGCCCACAGCUCGACUCCCAGCUUCGUCGAGGUGGCCCAGGCUCUGCAGAUCGACUCCUCCUAUGACAUUAUUACCCAUCCCACGCUCAGCAAUGCCAGCUUCCCCGACUACGACCCCAGCGCGCUGAUGCCCGAGGAUCUCGACCUCGAUGAAGAAGUCACAGUUGCAACUGCUUCCUGUUACAUGGAAGUAAUAGGCCCAGGUCUGCAGGCUCCAGUUUCGUAUGCCUACCAGGAGCUAACUUUCGGUCGCCGUCUACAGCGAAACAUCCUCGAACGUGGUUUGAGACUUGCAUUAAUGGGGUCUCCACCUCCGGCUAGGUAUUAUGCGGUAUUUGGAUUCUGUCUUCUCUUUGAAUCUCGAGAGUCGAUUGCCUGGCGUCUAAGGGACAGGCUCAUGGCUGCCCGGGGUGAAUCUCUCAACUAUUGGAGGGCCCCUUUCACAAACCUGGGCGGCGCAGGGUGGCACUACCCCAAUGCACAUGGCCAAUCCGAUUCCUCGAGUCACUCGUCAUCCGAGGCUCCCGUUGGCAACCAAGGCACCUUUGAGGCCUACCGGAAUCCGCAUAACACAGGGUUUUCGACGGGACCUUUUUGGGAUUCAGUAAUAGAGACAGGCAACUUUCGCCUCGGCCGGAGGCUGCAAAUGAUAUUUCCUGGCUUCACAGGUGAAUAUUUAGACACAGGUGAGAUUGAGAUUUACAUGCGUGACCGAGGCAUCCGCAUCCCCGCCAACGCAGACUAUGUGAGGGCCCAGGUCGACCUGGAUGACUUCAACGGCUCAGUCGAUAUCUUUGCUCACAACAAACCCCGUGACACCGGCCCCAGGUUGAUCGGCGGUCCCAACAUGGGCCCGACCCUAUUCAGAGACGGUUCAGCGCCAGGAGCCCCGGAAACCAACAGCAUCUUUCCGUUCAUGUGCCCAGCCAUCCCGACGCGACGGCAACCGCCUCCGCCUCCGCCGCCACCACCGCCACCACCGCCGUCCCGCAAGAUGACGGUAGAUAUAGACGUCACCGUCUUGGCAGAAGCAAUUGGUGGCUUCGCCGUAUGCCUGGGCCGAACUCCCGCGAUACGGCCGGAUCACCUCGAUAUAGCUCUCGACAGGGCAAUGUUUAACCGGACGCCAGCCUAUAAUCCAUUCGUGCCUGUUCCUCAAAUGGCAUAA